CGGAAAGUGCAUAACGUCAAAGAUCGCUGUCAUCGAAUGGGUAUUUCGUUUUUUGUAGCAGCGUGUACCUUCGGUUCCCAUCGCGUCUUUGCGUUGAAUGCGCUGUCGGCAAAGCCUCCAAAAUGAUCCGAAGAAUGAAAGAAGGCACGGUUGAACGAUGCUGACGGCAAAAGGAAAAGACCAGCUGCGUGUAUGUUAGCUUGAAACCACGUCCCACAAUCGCUUGAUCGGUCUGCACCGCUAUUACUAUCGGACCGGCGUUACUAUAUCUAACCGGUGUGUUGAUGCUGGCAUCCGCCACCAGACUUCCAUCGUUCAGCCGCUCUCCGCACAGCCGGACAAAAUUGAUGGCGAUGAAAUCGUCCGGACAGCUGAACAGCUCCACACCGGCCUGGUUCGGUGGUACGAUACUGCUACCGUCUACACCGUGGAGGAAAUUUAGCAAAAAAGAAAAUCAUUUCUCUGACUGUGUCGGAAACGUUCCGCUGGUAACGGUGUUGUUGAACAGUACCUUCCGCUAUGUUUACCAACUGAAAUAUGUUCUCCUUCCCGUUGGCUGUGUCCAUAUUGGCCAGCACGACAUUGCAGAACAGUGGCUGUCGUCGGAUGCAGAUAGCGUAGUUAAGAUUGUUCUGCAAGCAGGUGAGAAAAUGCAAAAAAAUUGUCCAAAAUAUAGUUCGCCAACAAAAAAAUGGGGGACAAAUUAUGUAAACGGUUUUUAAAAUAUUGACAUCAAGUUUUUAACCAGACGCUAUAAAUCAAACCACUGCACACUGCAGCGAAUUGUCAACAUUGCGUUGACAGUUGGAAAACUAAACAAAACAACCACAAACUUGCAAUCCACAAUCAGCGUAUCGGUGUGGGAAAAGAAGGGAUUUGAGGUUUGAAAACGAAAUAUUAAAUCUUGAAGUGGUUACUCCCUUUGAUGCCUGCACCCAUUUGAGCAAUUCUUGCCAUUCACCAUGGUGUCUAGAAGCAGUAUCGUACACGGCACCGUGUGCUAGACGGUUCCCUUAUUCCCACCUUCAACCUUUUCGGCAGCUGGCUGGAGCGCGGGGCGUAGCAAGCUGAAAAUUAAGCCGUAAAGAAGGAAACACAUCAGCCAGCAUGUAGAGUGAGCGGGGGGUUAGCAUCGGACGGAAACUGUAACUGCUGACCUGCGUUAUCUUCACGAGAAAGGCUCUCGGCUGUUUGGAGUUGAACACCGCACUCAGAUACAGACGGUGAUCCUUCAACGAGCGUACACGAACACCCAAACCGGGGAGAGGGGAGAAAACCCGCCAUCCCUGUGCAACUCCUUCCAUUCGGUUUACCAUGGGCUCGGAACAUUCCACGCAGCUCCAGCAGGGUACGGCAGCCGGUGCGGAUGGUGCACUGCGCACCGCUAGCCUACACAGACAUUCGGCCAGCAAUCCGGCAACAUCGUCCGCGUCCGGUCGCUCCGGUGUCGGUGGUGCGGGAUCGACCGGUGGCAAGCUGCAACGGGGCAAUACGAUCGCGGUCACCGGUACGACCCCGAGCGGCGGUGGAAGCGGCAUCCUGGACGAUGGGUACUCCACCUCGUCCGUUACACCGUCGUCGGCGUACAUCUGCGACUCACGGCCCGUUUCGCCACCGAUGAGCGUUUGUUCCGAUUCCGAUCUACCGUACAUAUCAUACACCGAUAAACCGAUUGGUGAUUCACCAAAGCUACGCAACAAGCAGCAAUCCAAGCAGGCAAAAACGCGCCCAAACAGUGCGAUCAUUAUGGGCCGGGCGUCGCAGCAGCAGCACCACCAAUACCAGCAACAUCUUACCCAGAAUCUGGAGGGCCGGGGUAGGGGCGGCAGACCCGGGACGGCCACAGCGGGUGGAGCGCACAGUAUCGUGGUGGUGAAAUCGGCCGCCGUUCGCGACGUUGGCAUUGAGAAGGACGACGACAUUGUCCGUCUUCAGAGUGUACCGAUGUUCUUGCCGGUGAUGCGUGGGACGCUAACGCUGCCGGCCAAUCGCGAUCCGGAAGUGCUGGAACGGCUGCAGCCCACCCAUCUGAUCAACAUGUGCAGCCGGCUGCAGUCGCACUUCAAUACCUGUGCCAUUCACGUCUCCUCCGAGCAGCAGCAGAUAACGAACCGCAUCAAGGAGGUGGAUCAGGAGGUUUCGAGUGCCCUGGCCCAGCUGGUACAGAAGCAGAAGCUCUACACGUCCUACGCGGAAACGUUCUCGAAGGUGCGCCAGAUUUCGCAGCAACUAACGCGCUGCAACGACAUACUGAACCAGAACAUCGAGAGCAUGGAGUAUCUGAACAAUCUGCUGAGCGUGGAGGAUCGGCUCGAGCCGUUCGUGUGGAAAACCGAGUGAGGCGGGUGGUAGGCGCCUCUCCAAACGCAGCCACGGUUCGUUGCGCCGUGCGUGAGUUUUGCUGCGUGCAGCACGUGAUAUAAGUAUUUGCACCAAGCCAGGUGCAAUGGUAGGGCGAGCGUAUGGAAACUCGUGAUGGUUCUAGUCGAAGAAGUGUGUGUGUGUGUGUCUCAUAUAUAGAGAGAGGAGAGGAACACAGGUAGCAGGCCGAGCAGAGUAGUUAUAUGUAAUUGUUGGCGCAAUCAUUAUUGUAGCUUACAUAGUUCAUAGUUGGCCCACAUUCUCAAAAGCCUUUACCAAUUUAACGCAACAGAAGCACACGGUGUAAUGGUGUGUGUGUGUGUUAAAGUUGUAAUUGCUGUACUAGCGUUCUCGUACAAGUAUGGGUCAGAGCCCACCUGCAGUGUAUAUUAAUAAAGGUGACGGCUUCCUAUCGAUCCCCACAUUCCCCCCCCCCG
Anopheles stephensi (Asian malaria mosquito) is the source of this 2798-nucleotide messenger RNA. RefSeq lists its product as uncharacterized. Lineage: Eukaryota; Metazoa; Arthropoda; Insecta; Diptera; Culicidae. Gene Ontology annotation, biological process: organelle transport along microtubule; positive regulation of anterograde synaptic vesicle transport; lysosome localization. The coding region runs from base 1315 to 2340 and encodes 341 amino acids. The record is from RefSeq and is a predicted model, not a curated record. Gene Ontology annotation, cellular component: BORC complex; cytoplasmic side of lysosomal membrane; synaptic vesicle membrane. The transcript is spliced from 8 exons.